Rhipicephalus sanguineus (brown dog tick) is the source of this 3648-nucleotide messenger RNA. Its product is annotated as acid-sensing ion channel 4-A. Lineage: Eukaryota; Metazoa; Arthropoda; Arachnida; Ixodida; Ixodidae. Gene Ontology annotation, cellular component: membrane. The transcript has 10 exons. Bases 1 to 2103 code for a protein of 700 amino acids. Gene Ontology annotation, biological process: sodium ion transmembrane transport. The record is from RefSeq and is a predicted model, not a curated record. Gene Ontology annotation, molecular function: ligand-gated sodium channel activity.
AUGUCCGCCGUUCGGCGGUUCGGCGACAAGUCGAUGAAACCGCACGAGAAGAUGACGGACGACGAAGGUGACGACGAGCAGGAGGACAGCUUCGGCACGCUGAACCGCCAGUUCGCCGAACGCUGCACCGCGCACGGAUUCAAUCGCAUCGCGUCCACUCACAGGCUGCGCCGCAUGCUGUGGGUCGUCAUCGUGGUCGUGGCCGUGGGCGGAUUCCUUUACCACAUCAGCUUCCUGACUAGCAACUAUUUCUCGUACCCGAUCAUGACGGCCACCGAAGAAGUGCACGCCGAAGAGCUGCACUUUCCGGCCAUAACCGUGUGCAACCUGAACCUGCUUCGCAAAAGCACCUUCGAAGACUACCUCAAGGACAUCGCGGCGAAAGCGGGCUACCCUACCUCUGGCUUCACGACCACGACUUCGCCGGAUGGAGGCGCUUCGAGGACGGCGCACGGAAAGACUCGGGACAUGUUCUCUCCCACGACCAAGGGCUACUCCAAUACAAAUGGAAACAGCGGCGGAAGCGGUGACGAGGAUGAUGGCGAGCUCUGCUACAAGACCGUGGACGAGUUCCUCAAGAGCAGCCGCACCAUGGACCUGAGCGACAUGUGGAUGAACUUCAUCGCCACCAAGGACCAGCUGCAGAAAUUUGGCCACCAGGCUAACGACCUUGUGGUGCAGUGCACGUACAAUGCACGCAACUGCUUCGACGAGAGCCAUUCCAUCCUGCGUGUCGAAUCAUACCCUUCACCUCGAUAUGGACUCUGCCAGACGAUCCGCUUGGCCAACGAAUCGAUGCGGAAAGUUCGGAAGACGGGUCCCACCUUAGGAAUGCGUUUAACACUAAACAUUGAGCGCAGCGAGUACCUGGACAUUAUCUCGCCCGAGUUCGGAACUCGGAUUCUGAUUCACCCGCUUGGCACUCUGCCCAGCCUUGAACGGGGCGGUAUAACACUUACGCCCGGAAGCAAGAGCUACAUCAGCAUCAGAAUGCGCAAGAUCGAGAGGCUGCCUGAACCAUAUCGCGGAUGCAGCAAGAGUUUCAACGACAGCCGGAUCACGCCGUACCUCCGCGAAGUGGGCCUCGACGACCUGCUUCAGCGAUCCAUCUACACGUUCGACUUUUGUCAAACACUCUGCCGCGAAGCGGCGUUGCUUCGAACGUGCGGUUGCCUCGACGAGCUUUCGACCUCGGGACGUGUCGCUUGCGACCUUUGCAACGUCACUCAAGCUCGUUGCCGCACACGUUACCUGCGGUCCUACACGUCGUCCAGCGGUGGCCAGCAGUGCAAGGCGCUUUGCCUUCCCGAAUGCGUGGAAGUGCGGUACGACCUGACCACCUCCCAGUCGGAGUGGCCGAACUUCCGCCAGCAGGCGUGGGCCAUCAAACGGUGGCCGCUUCUAAACAAAAGGAUUCAGGACGCUGGCAUCCGCUGGCAGGAAGUGCUCAACGCCACCGACGACCGCAUCUUCAUGGACGAACUGAUCGCCUUCAGGAACAAUUUCAUGAGGGUGCACAUAUACAUUCAGGAAAUGAACUACCUCUCUGUUCGCGACCUUCCUGCAUACCCCCUACCACAGCUGUUUGCCGACCUGGGCGGCUGCUUGGGCCUCUACAUUGGCGUGUCGGCCAUCACCAUAUUCGAGUUCCUGGAGCACGUCGUUCUGCUCGUGAUCCACCUGUGCGAGAAGUACUGCGGAUGCUGCAAGAAGAAGCGCACAUCGCAGCGUCUCAAGGCCGAAUGGACGUACCCGCCUCCGGGAGAAGAGAAGGCCGGCGAGUACGGGGCGGGAGGCCAGCAACCGCGCAAGCCGUGGUCCUUCCUGAUCCGCAACCGGGAGUACCCCGUGCUGGGCAGGCCUCCGUCGCGCUCGCCCCUCUUUCGCACCGUGUAUUCGAGCUCCAGAGAUUACGCAGCACCGCCUGCCGGAGCUCCCACAAGAAGGCCGCUUUAUCUCGGUUACACUGUUCCGCAGCACGUCGACAACGAUGGCGGCUUUUUCGGCAGGCGUUACCAAACAAACAAGGAUUCUGUGCUGGCCAGGGUACGGAGCCAUCGAAGCGACGAAUCGAGGGAACAUAUCAGACCCCGUAUUCUCUAACAUUCCGUCACUCUUUGAACAUUAGCCAUCAUGUAGGACACCCUCACCUCUAGAAACCAUUUAGAUUAGACGUUAGGGUAGCAGCUUCAAGGCGAUAAACAGGUCAGAACUGUCACAGUAAACGUUUUGGUCAGUGAAGAUCACAUAUAGCCUCGCUUUGUUGCAUUGUAUCGUAGUUUUUCGCUAGCAGUAUUUCUUCCGCGUCCUGCUUUACUAAGAAUAUCAGAGGUCGUGGAAGAUGCAUCAACUGUUCACCUCUGCCUUGCAAUGCAGCAUUUGCUUGGGCAUGCACUCUCGCAAAAUUUUCCGCGCUUUGUGUACUGCUUAUCAGGCGUUCUACAGUUCCCGCCGACUGCAGUUGGCACCUGUUACACGGGAAACGCUGUCCUUGGUUUGCGGCUGUGAAGCAUGGUCACGUGACAUUCAGCUUCGCGAAUAAAAAUAAAAGUUUGGCUGCUGAUCAUGAAUAUACUGGCAAAUAAAAUGUAUUCCCUUUAAAAUGAAUCAUUCCUGUUUGUAUCGGCAGACCUCAAGCGUAUUACAUAAAGUGCGACAGUAUUUGGCACAAGUCAAGACUGGUGUCGCGGCUACGGCGCAGUCAACUUUUUGGGCGGUGCGAAAGCCAAGACAAUCCGUUGCUUGGUACGUUUAAUGCCACCGUCCCCACUAUUCUGGACGUUGUCAAAUUCCGCCAUUGGUCAAAUCUGAUUGGCCCGGAAAGCUGCAACGGCCUCUCCGAUUGGCUUAAAAUGCCGCCAUUACGAAAUUUGCUAAGGUGACAGAAAUCGACAGUGCCCAGAAUAGCAACACGUGAAUUUUCCUUCCUUCAUGUUACCGUGUUUGGUUGCGUGAUUUGUUUUUCCGGACUGUUUCGCGUAUCAGCAUCUUUGUCACUGAGCAGAUCAGUUGACGCUCGUUUGGGAAGACGUUUCGGCUUUCGUUGGAGACACGCUGCAGUGGCGCAACCAGACUUUUUUUUAAUGGGGGGUUGUUCACCCAUACUUUAUGUAUCUUCGUGUGUGCGUUUGUAUUUGUGUUUGCAUAUAUACGCAAGCAAAAUUGCAAAUUUACGGGGGGGGGGAGGGUUGAACACCCCCCCCCCUUGCUACGCCUCUGCCACGCUGCCUUCGUCCGCCAACGUGGCGGACGUUCGUUAGCUUCGUUAACUGAUGUAUUCAACCUGAGCUUGGAGCAAACGCGGUUAGUGGGAUAACUACAGUUAGGCUUUCGGUCUAACUGGAUGUAACUACGGUUUACGGGAACUGAGGUUCGUCGUAACUAACGUUAGCGUGCCCCUUGUAACUACAAGUCAGCCGACUGGAGUAACGUACGCCACGUACAGUCUCAGCGAAAAAUAUUGGCACAAGUGACUGGUUGCCGGAGCGGCAAGAUUGCGGCACGCGGCGCUGUUCUUCCCGAGCACGCCGAUAUCGAGAGUGCCUAGCACAUUCCAUUUUCCAAACGCAGGGAUGGCCGGCAGAAAGCACUCCAACAAACAUCUUUUUCGGGGCAACUGCGAUAUACGGUUGCUCGCAACUCCAGCGA